CCGCUGCCCGGCGCACCAAUAGCGCUGCCGCGGCCAGCCUCUUCUUCUCCAGCCAUUGGUGCUUCAGGCCGCUCGGCUCCACCCCAGCCCGCCAUGGCGUCAGCCGCCGCAACCCGGGGGAGGAGGUUCCCACUUUAAGAAGUGAAGUUUUCCUCCCCCUCCCCCUUCUGCCCACCUCCUGCCGCCUCCCGCGCCCCACGGGGCUGCGGAUGGAGCUCCACCGCGGCGGCGUGGGGAGCCAGGCUGCGAGCCGGAGGAUGGAUGGGGACUGCCGAGAUGGCGGCUGCGGCAGCAGGGACGCAGGGUCGGAGGACUACGAGAACCUACCGACUAGUGCCUCGGUGUCCACCCACAUGACAGCGGGAGCGAUGGCCGGGAUUCUGGAGCACUCCCUCAUGUACCCGUUGGACUCCGUGAAGACACGAAUGCAGAGUUUGAACCCAGAUCCCAGAGCCCAGUAUACAAGCAUCUAUGGCGCCCUCAAGAAGAUCAUACAAACGGAAGGCUUCUGGAGGCCCCUGCGGGGCCUGAACGUGAUGAUAAUGGGCGCAGGGCCCGCACAUGCCAUGUAUUUUGCCUGCUACGAAAACAUGAAAAGGACUUUAAAUGACGUUUUCAGCCACCAAGGAAACAGCCACCUCGCUAAUGGGAUAGCUGGGAGUAUGGCCACCCUACUCCACGAUGCAGUCAUGAAUCCAGCAGAAGUGGUGAAGCAGCGUUUACAGAUGUACAACUCGCAGCACCGGUCAGCCCUCAGUUGUAUCCGGACGGUGUGGCGGACCGAGGGGUUGGGGGCCUUCUACAGGAGUUAUACCACCCAGCUGACCAUGAACAUCCCCUUCCAGUCCAUCCACUUCAUCACCUACGAGUUCCUGCAGGAGCAGGUCAACCCUCUCCGGAACUACAACCCCCAGUCUCACAUCAUCUCAGGAGGCCUGGCCGGUGCGCUGGCUGCAGCUGCCACCACCCCGCUGGAUGUCUGCAAGACCCUCCUCAACACGCAAGAGAACAUGGCGCUCUCCCUGGCCAAUGUCAAUGGCCGGCUGUCGGGCAUGGCCAACGCCUUCAGGAUGGUAUACCAGCUCAACGGCCUCACUGGCUAUUUCAAAGGUCUCUACGCACGAGUCAUCUACCAGAUGCCUUCCACCGCCAUCUCCUGGUCCGUCUAUGAGUUCUUCAAGUAUUUCCUUACGAAGCGGCAGCUGGAGAAUCGAACUCUGUACUAAAGGAACGGGCAGUGGGAAGUGGUUCCAGCAUCUUUUGUUCCUGCCUCAUCCCCUUGUCUUCACACCCAGGCCCUGUCCUACAGGGUGCUUGCGCCGGGCCCUUCAUUCCCUGGUGCCCUAGAAAGGGAAGGACCAGCCUCCACUGCUCAGAAGGCUGGCUGUGGGGACACCCCGGGUGGUGGUAGGUGGGGGAAACUUGGGAAGGUGAGUGAGAAGUUGCUUUUUCUCCUCCUUCCUUGAGAGGAAUGUAGCCUUUCUGCAUCCCUGUGGCCUCUUCCCUAGAUCUUUCGAUCACGCCGCAGAGGAGAGCAAUGACCCAGUAAGAAGAGUUCAUAUACAUAAAAGGACCAUUACCCAGUCUAAAAUAGGUGGAUAAUGUUUAUCCUUUAUUUUUCUACAUAGAGAUUUUUGAAAUUGUGUGUGCUUGUGUGUGUGUCCAUAAAUAGUAUUAGAGUUGGGAUGAUAUACCUGUUUUUGUUUUUGUUUUUUUAAUAAGAGAGUUGAAUUCUUCCGCCAUAAGAAGUAAAACAGAACAAAACAAAACAGGAAAAAAGGCAACAAAGUAAUAAACGGCUUGCCUUGGCCUGGAGUUGUGUACAGCACCCCUCUCAAGGGAGUUUAACUUGAAUGUAAAAAUAAUAAAUACAAAGUUUAUAUUUUGAAUUUUCUCUUUUCAUGGGGGAAAAAGGUACGUUGAAAACAAGUCAAAAUAAUGAUCUAUCACUUGGAGCUUUUUUUU
Molecule: messenger RNA, 1965 nt
Organism: Alexandromys fortis (reed vole)
Lineage: Eukaryota; Metazoa; Chordata; Mammalia; Rodentia; Cricetidae
Gene: Slc25a37
Product: solute carrier family 25 member 37
Exons: 4
Coding region: 210-1226 (338 amino acids)
Biological process (GO): iron import into the mitochondrion
Cellular component (GO): mitochondrial membrane
Molecular function (GO): ferrous iron transmembrane transporter activity
Source: RefSeq, a predicted model, not a curated record